Messenger RNA from Strongylocentrotus purpuratus (purple sea urchin), 4281 nucleotides. RefSeq names its product solute carrier organic anion transporter family member 1A4. Lineage: Eukaryota; Metazoa; Echinodermata; Echinoidea; Camarodonta; Strongylocentrotidae. Gene Ontology annotation, biological process: sodium-independent organic anion transport; transmembrane transport. Gene Ontology annotation, molecular function: protein binding. The coding region runs from base 1110 to 3395 and encodes 761 amino acids. The record is from RefSeq and is a predicted model, not a curated record. The transcript has 13 exons. Gene Ontology annotation, cellular component: membrane.
UUGCGUAUAUUAAAAGGUAGCCUGCAGUUUUCUUUUCUUGAUGGAAAUUAUAUCAGGACUGGCAAAUUACCCCUCUUGUCCCUCCUUAAAAAUACUUACAGAGUGGGAACCAAACCAAUGGCACCCUGCACCCUUUCCGGGUAGUUUCAAGUGUGAUCACGUGAUGAUGAUGUUGAAAAGUUUGGACAUGUAUGCAAAUGCAUUAAACAUACAUGGGCAAAAUUGAAAAAGACGGUAUUUAAAUAAGCGUAUGAAGUGCACAUUCACGGAGGCAUAUAGUUCUGAAUGGACGUGACCGCGUGAGUGUUUCGACAGUCUGUACAAAUUACGAAGUACACAUGGGUAGAUCUUUCUUCUUGGCUUCUGUACGUCAUGCGGGAAUAAUGCUUCGGACUGGGCUUCAGACAUGAUUACAAGGCUUCAUCUAGCUUCUCAACUAUUGACAUACCUACGGCGUUGCUUUGUUAACCAUAUACAUGACAAACAACUAACGACUCACACUGCUUAGUGCGUCUAUGGGAUACAUACUUUCUUGUUAACCUACAUGUCAUGAAUAUUCACCCAAGCAAGAACGACGAAGUUGCGCCUUAUAAUUUCGGAUUGUUUUACCAUGAAUUGGAUGAAAAAUCGAUGGACCAACUAUUGUGAGUUAAUUGCACGGAUACAUUUUGAAGAAAGAUUUCAGGAGAUAGAUGACCAUGGUCUUUGAGCAGUAUACUGUGGAGACUAUAGUAUCCUCAAUCACAACCGAUCAAUACACUUCUCAUCGAAUCAUAUAGUGGAUUAAGCUGGAGGUAUACCUUGCGAAGAAUUACUACAUUGGUAUAUGUCGCAGAAGUGUCAUUCUGGAAGUUUAAAACACGCCUUCCUAAUAUUCUUCUUGUGUUGAUGUUGAGUUUCAACAGCUUUUGGCUUUAGGUUCGCCUAUCCUACAUACCUGUGGAUUUAUACAUUUCAUUCGUGCAUUUUCAUGGAAUUGGAACUGCUCAAUUAUUCGUAAGUCCUGAACAACGAUAUAAGUACGUGUAUAUUCACCAAAGACAGUUCCUACCCCUAAAGAAGAGAUCCCAAGGUGGAAAGGAAUCCCCGUUAAACAGGACCAUUUCAAGAUGGCGUUGGAUGAUAGAUGGCGAUCAAUGCAGGAAUUAGACGAGUACACUCUGUCUUUGGAGAAAAAACGAGGACAUACUCCAAAUGGAUCUCCUGUUAAAUCAAAAAACGACGUGACAGAUGGAAAUGAAGAAGAUGAAAUAAUCAUAGAACCUCACCCGUUCUUCAAUCCCUGGGUCUACGUGACCAUGACUUGCAUUGCUAACGUCGUGUAUAUCUCAUCUAUCGGUGGCUAUGUAAGUGCCUCUCUCAGCACCAUUGAGCAACGCUUUCAGCUCAAGAGCUCCCAGUCUGGAGCAAUCACCAUUAUCAACGAUGUCGCUGGAAUGCUCGCCAUCCUCUUCGUCACCCACUUCGGUCACUCACGGCAUCGUCCCAGAAUCGCCGGUACGGCGUUUGCCAUAUCAGGUCUUGGAACAAUUCUUUGCGCUCUACCUCAUUUCUUCUUCGACCCACCGGUUGCCAUGAUGCAGAAGAUGUCUGGAUUGGGGGGUUCGAACGGUACCACUUCGACAGGUGGUGGAGAUUGGGCUAUCCAGGAUAUGUGUUAUCCAGAAGAUUCACUUGGUCCAUCCCAACCACCCGAGCAGUGUGAUGCUACUGAGAAGUCUACAUCAGGGUCUUUGAUCUGGCAAGUCGGUUGGAUACUCUUCGGGCAAAUUCUCUGCGGAUUUGGAAGCUGCGCACAACCUCUCUGUAUCACAUACCUAGAUGACAAUGUGAAGAACAAACGGAAUACAACGAUAUUUGUUGGCAUCAUCUUCAGCACGUUUGCGUUAGGACCUACGACGGGUUUCAUGUUGGCAACCACCUGCCUGUCUCGCCCAACCUUCUUCUAUGACCCUUCGGUUCCUCCACCUGCGGUCCCUCAGGGUCACCCGUACUACAUCGGGGCCUGGUGGCUGGGCUUCCUCAUUAACGGCGGCAUGCUCCUCAUCGUCAGCAUCCCCUUCUUCUUCUUCCCGAAGACCAUGCGGAGACAGGUCAGGAAUGAAGUCCCUGAUGAUGCCGCUGAUCGAAGCAGUGAAGUGAAAUCAACUGAACAAAAUAGAAAGGGAGAAGGGGAUGACGACAGCCAUACGAUGUAUUCAACGAAAAAAGAGAUUCGGCCGAAUCAAUUAGGCCUAAGCAGUUUUAUUUCAGACUUCUUCCAAACCCUCAAAAGAAUCAUCACCAACGUUACAGCAAUGUCUGUGUUCCUUGCGACAGCUUCUGAGAUAAGCGGGCACGUGGGAUGGUUUAUCUUUGGGCCAAAGUUCAUGUAUACCCAGUUCCGACUCCCACCAGCCAAGUCGUCUAUGUUGUUUGGUAUGAUGAUGCUCCCUGGGCCCAUCUUUGGUAACCUCUUCGCAAGUCUUAUCGUUCGGAAAUUCAAAUUAGACAGUAAGGGUUGUGCUAAGAUGAUCCUCAUGAUAUACACAGUACUUGUCAUUCUCUCACCGCUGCUCUAUUGGCUAGGGUGUGACAACCCAAGUAAUGCCGGUCUUGUGGUUCCUUACCACACCGACCCCAGCGGAGUUAGUCCUCUGCCAUUUGCCACGCUACCAACUAACGUUGAGUAUUCAGACGACCUCACUGCGAGCUGUAAUGUGGAAUGUAACUGCUCCCCAGAUUUUGUGCCUGUGUGUGGAUCGGACGGGUUGACGUACGCCACGGCGUGUCACGCAGGCUGCAGGGAUGUUGUGAUGGUUGAUGUGGAUGGUGUUAAUUCAACGAUCUUCGUGGAGUGUAGCUGCAUCCCUGAGAUGAAAUCUAACUCUACGGUGAUCGUUGGGAUAGAGGAGCUGAGUAGCGGGUUCGCUUAUCCCGCAGAAUGCCCAUGGUCUUGCGAUAAACUCUAUUAUUUUCUUGGAAUGAUGCUUUUCGGGUCCCUACUUGGAUCCACCGUCUACAACCCAGCGUUUAUGCUUCAAUUUCGAUCACAUCGAGAAGAGGACCGGUCUACAGCCCUUGGAUUUAGUAACGUUCUGAUGAAACUUCUCGCCUUUAUACCCGGACCGGUUUAUUUUGGAGCAAUCAUCGAAAAGACAUGUCUCUUGUUUCAAGAAUCCUGCGGAAAGACUGGAAACUGCCUAGUUUAUGACAUCAAAGCUUUCAGACUGGUCUUCACACUCUUUUCAUCAUGCGGCAGAGUUCUAGCCUUUAGUUUCUUUGUUGUAGCUUUCCUCUCUGUUCGCAAACAGAAAAAGGAAGAAGAGGGAUUUGUAAAGAUGCAUCCUUUGCCAACACAAGGUUCGACAUCGCAAGACAAAGACGAGAUGGAAUGGAAAUAUACAACGGUCUGAAAUCCGCCGCUUUCGCCAUUAUAUAAAAGGAACACUCGGUUGACAUGGGCUCCAAGAUUCGUUCAUUAUUAUUCAUGCAUGAGCUUAAGUGAACACGAGCGCCCGACCAUGCAGCUGACUUCGCGAAGAGUCUAGCUAGCUCACAGACAAUAGACUAGUUCGUAGUUACCACAAGGUUCAGAUGACCCCUAAUAUCCACAGAUCUUUUAAACAUAGAUACAUCCCACUUUGUGCCUUUUGGAAUAAUCACAGCUAAAGUCAUGGAGGUGAUUCUUUGUUUGCCCUCUUGAAAGGAUUACGCCCACCUAUGUUCAUCAAUGUAUGACAGGUGCAUGCAUGAAUAAUGAUUACAGAACUUUCGUGAGCAUGCAUCCAGUAUUAGCUUUAUGCUUCAUAUUGAAGAGCAGCAAAGGCGAACGAUUGUCAGAAAUUCGGAAAUCGUUGCUUUGAGUGCUUUCCUCUCAAAAUUACCAUGAUAUAUUAAGCUACAUAGAAAUAUGAUCGACAAAAAAGAUAUUAUCUUUAAAACAGUCAGAAACAUUAGAACUUGAAUGAAUAAAACAUAAUGCAAAUGAAUAAGACUAUAAUGAAUAGGACACAAGUUAAUUUUUACCAUUUUCAUCCAGUACCAAAUACCUAAGCAACAUUCGAGCCAGAUGCAUAUAAUGGUAAGCUUAAAGACAAUGAUUCGUGACAAAUUAUGAAUUGCCAUGAGUUUAUCCUCUAGACGUAUUGCAAAAAAAUAAUCAGGAUAAUAAGGAUCAAAAUGAUACCUGACAGUACAGUGUACUACUAGGCCUACUUCUACAUGUACUAUACUACACUACUGCCAUUGUUGAUUAGGCUGAUAAUUCAGAUGAUAAUAAUGAUAUGAUAAUAAUUAAAA